AUGCGCGGCUCCCAUCUCCUCCCUAAACAACUUCGCUCUCUAGGCAAAAGCGACAGCUGGCUAAACCGGACCCUCACUUCUAAUCUCCUCGCUUUGUCGCAUACCGCUUGUCAGCACCCCAUUCAUACGAUCGUCAUCAUCGCUUUGCUGGCCAGCACCUCAUACGUUGGCUUGCUACAAGAGAGCUUGUUCGACAGUGGAGUCAAGUCCCUCCAACACAAUGGUCGAGUCGACGUGGAUGCCCUUUUGAAAGGAAGCCGGACGUUAGAGCUGUCCAAAAGCACUGCCUGGAAAUGGCAGUUCUCCGAAGAUUCGACAGUCCCGGAGUCAUCCUUGGGCCCCCACCAUUAUGCCCUCAGCACAUUCAUUUUUCCAGACUCUUCCACAUCCCAGCUGAAUCCAGAUGCUCAUGCUGUUCCUAUUCCGGCCAAUGUCACGGCCACUAAUAUCCCAACUACCUCGAACCUGCUCUCGCCGAUAUCGCACGACACUUCCCUAGCCUUCUAUACUCAUUUCUCCGAGCUCGCCGACUUCCUACGUGCCGUACAGACACUGCCAGCACACCAGACAUCCUCCGAUGAUCAGCAGACACUAUGGAUUAUGAAGGCUGCCCAUCUGAAUGGAAAUGGCUCACGUGGGGCAUACCAGACCUGGUUCAGCGAAGGCUGGUCCUCAUUCGUCGACCUUCUCAAGCAUGCAGAGACCCUGGACAUCAUCAUCAUGUCUUUAGGCUAUUUGUCCAUGCACCUGACCUUUAUUUCUCUUUUCCUCUCUAUGAAGCGCCUUGGCUCGAAUGCUUGGUUGGCUAUCUCCGUCUUGCUUUCCAGCCUGUUUGCUUUUCUUUUUGGCCUGGUUACCACCACCAAGCUUGGAGUGCCCAUUAAUAUGGUUUUGCUGUCGGAGGGUCUACCAUUUCUAGUGGUCACCAUUGGUUUCGAGAAGUCAAUUAUUCUAACCAAGGCUGUUUUGUCGGCUUCCUAUGACACCAAGAGGCGACCCCAAGAAAAUGGGUCAGCAAACGGUCACGCCAUCGGGGCCGCCUCCAAUCAGCCGCAUUCAAUUCAAGAUGCCAUCCAGAUAGCCGUCAAAGACACAGGUUUUGAGAUUGUGAGAGAUUAUGCCAUUGAGAUUGCCCUGCUCAUCCUGGGCGCAGCUUCCGGAAUUCAAGGCGGCCUUAGACAGUUUUGCUUUCUCGCCGCCUGGAUUUUGUUUUUCGACUGUGCACUUCUGUUCACCUUCUAUACCACCAUUUUGUGCAUCAAGCUCGAAAUCAACCGAAUCAAGCGACAUGUUGCUCUUCGUAAGGCCCUGGAAGAAGAUGGAAUCAGCAACAGAGUUGCCGAGAAUGUGGCCACUAACAAUGACUGGCCCAGUGGUCAACCCGACCAAGCUGGAGGUUUUAAUAUAUUCGGCCAGAAGAUUAAGGCCAGCAGCGUGCCUAAAUUCAAGAUAUGGAUGGUCACUUCGUUCGUCAUCAUCAACCUUAUCAACCUGUGCACGAUCCCGUUCCGCACCACACUUGCGGGCAAAUCUGCAGGAGCCACAAUCCCCAGUGUUCUGACUCCCUCACCCAUUGACCCUUUCAAGGUUGCUGAGAAUGGUCUCGAUGCGAUCUAUGUCACAGCGAAGAGCAAGAAGUUGGAGACCUUUGUCACUGUUCUGUCGCCCAUCAAAUAUGAGCUCUUACACCCAUCUUUAGAUUCAACCGGCCUAGGAGAUGAGCUUGGAUUCUUCGACUAUCAGUAUACCGAUCAGCUCUUCAACGUGGUUGGAGGACGCGUCAUCGAGGGCGUCCUCAAGAGCUUCGAAGAUCCUGUCCUCAGUAAAUGGGUACUGAUUGCAUUGACCCUAAGCCUCAUUCUGAAUGGCUAUCUAUUCAAUGCGGCAAGAUGGAGUCUGAAAGAGCCGCAAUCUGCUGCACCCUCACCCGGCGGAGCUUUCAAAGCGCCCCAGCUUGAACUUCCUCAAACACCUAGACAGAGACCUGCAAAGCUUGCUUUGCCAGUGGGCUCUACCAGAUCACGAGCGGAAUGUGAGCAAAUGCUGAAAGAGAGACAAGCUGCUUAUCUCACAGACGAGGAACUGAUCGACUUGUCCCUGCGAGGUAAAAUCCCAGGAUAUGCCAUUGAGAAGACUUUGGAGAACCCAGAAGCUAUGACACGUCUUGAAUCAUUUGUCCGUGCGGUUAAAGUCCGAAGGGCUGUCGUGUCCCGAACUCCUACCACGAAGAAUUUUGCGUCAGGAUUGGAGACCUCCAAGACUCCAUAUAAAGAUUACAACUAUGAACUAGUUCAGGGAGCUUGCUGUGAGAAUGUCAUUGGAUACCUUCCGCUUCCUCUGGGUGUUGCUGGUCCUCUUGUCAUCGACGGGCAGCAAUACUUCCUACCGAUGGCCACCACUGAAGGCGUGCUCGUUGCAGGUGUUAGUCGUGGAUGCAAAGCCAUCAAUGCAGGAGGCGGUGCUGUAACUGUGCUUACCGGUGACGGCAUGACUCGUGGGCCAUGUGUGGCAUUUCCCACGCUAGCACGAGCCGGAGAAGCCAAGGUGUGGCUUGAUUCGGAUGAAGGACAACGCCAGAUGAAGGAUGCAUUCAAUUCCACGAGUCGUUUCGCUCGUCUUCAGUCGAUGAAGACAGCAAUGGCAGGCACAUAUCUCUAUAUUCGAUUCAAGACCACCACUGGAGACGCUAUGGGAAUGAACAUGAUCUCCAAAGGCGUUGAGAAAGCGUUGUCUGUCAUGUCAAUGGACUGUGGUUUCGAGGACAUGGUGACCAUCACACUGUCAGGCAAUUUCUGCACCGACAAAAAGCCGGCGGCAGUGAACUGGAUUGAUGGACGAGGCAAAGCUGUUGUAGCCGAGGCCAUCAUUCCCGGUGAUGUUGUCCGCAGUGUGCUCAAGACUGACGUUGAUACACUCGUGGAGUUGAACAUUGCCAAGAAUCUAAUUGGCAGCGCCAUGGCAGGCAGCAUUGGUGGGUUUAAUGCCCACGCGUCCAACAUUGUUACCGCCAUGUUCCUGGCCACUGGUCAGGAUCCUGCUCAGAACGUGGAGAGCUCCAACUGCAUCACCAUCAUGAAAAACAACAAUGGCAGCCUACAGAUCAGUGUGUCGAUGCCUUCGGUCGAGGUUGGCACAAUUGGUGGUGGCACGAUUCUCGAAGCACAAUCGGCCAUGCUUGAAUUGCUCGGUGUACGUGGCUCGCACCCGACCACACCUGGUAAUAACGCUCGGCAACUGGCGAGGAUUGUGGCAGCUGGUGUGCUGGCAGGUGAACUGAGUCUUUGCGGAGCUCUGGCUGCAGGGCAUUUGGUGAGAGCUCACAUGGCGCUUAACCGUAGCGCUGUACCAACUCGGACAACUACGCCGGUCUCUGCGGCGGUAGAGCCUUUUAUACGCGCACAAGGAGGAUCCAAUAUACGUGCCUCAUUACAGAUGACCAAUGGUCGAUAG
This is a messenger RNA of Exophiala aquamarina CBS 119918, 3450 nucleotides long. Its product is annotated as hydroxymethylglutaryl-CoA reductase (NADPH). The coding region runs from base 1 to 3450 and encodes 1149 amino acids. Gene Ontology annotation, molecular function: hydroxymethylglutaryl-CoA reductase (NADPH) activity; protein binding. Gene Ontology annotation, cellular component: peroxisomal membrane; endoplasmic reticulum membrane. The transcript has 3 exons. Gene Ontology annotation, biological process: coenzyme A metabolic process; ergosterol biosynthetic process; isoprenoid biosynthetic process. NCBI's taxonomy places the organism in Eukaryota, Fungi, Ascomycota, Eurotiomycetes, Chaetothyriales, Herpotrichiellaceae. The record is from RefSeq and is a predicted model, not a curated record.